AACUUUCACCUUACAGUAGCUAAAAUAUCAGUAAGUUUUUGCUCCAUAUAGGAACGGUGUAGAUGUUGUUUACAAAAUGGGAAACAAAUGGUGCUGACGUGUUUAUCCGGUCUGUGACAAUAUGCAGUGCGUGUGCACACUGUUGUUUAUGUUUCAUUAAUGUAAAUUGUUGGUAGUCAAGGACAGGCACUAACAUAAGAGUUAAACGGCAUUGUUUUGGAAAAAGUACGAUGGACAGUAAACUGGGGUAAAUUUUGAGAAUAGCAUGGGCCGGACCUGAAAUGAAAAUACUGGAAAUUAUGAAAGUUACAAAAUGCUGAUCAACCAACUACUUACAGAAGCAAAUUUCUUCUCUGCAGCUGUCUUCUCCUUCCCAAAAUCACUGUGAUUCUACGUUGUUGUCUGAAGAAAUGCUGUAUCAGUCACAUGGAUCAACCAUUGAAAGUAGAAAUGAAUGCAGUGCAUACUGCACAUGAUAAAGUCCGUUCCUUGUGCCUUUCAGUUGAAUUAUGUGUAGUUUGUGGAGACAGGGCAUCAGGUCGGCAUUAUGGAGCAAUAAGCUGUGAAGGAUGUAAAGGGUUUUUCAAACGUUCUAUACGCAAACAGUUAGGUUAUCAGUGCCGAGGAAACAAGAAUUGUGAAGUUACCAAACAUCACAGGAAUAGGUGUCAGUAUUGCCGUCUUCAGAAGUGCCUUACAAUGGGAAUGAGAAGUGAUUCUCCCCAUGUUUUAGCCGUCCAGCACGAGCGGAAACCAAUUUCCGAGAAACGGGAUUACUCUGUCACAGGUGUUAGUUCACCCUUUCCCCAGAAUCCUUUAAACAAGAUAUACAUUAGGAAAGAUUUGAAUUUGGAUUCUUCUGGUCUACCAUCCAACUUCUCAAUUUCGGAUUUAGGACAGAUAAACUCAAAUUUUGGAAAAUCUGCAGUGGACUGCAGACAGUUGUCUCCAAGCCAAGGGAGUGCAGAUGAAGAAGGUUCAGUGGACAGCUUUUUAGGGAAUGGAGAUUUGAAUGAUUCAUUAAGUGCUGCACGAGACAAAACUAUUAUCUCACAUGCACUGGAUACAGCUGCAAAGAAUUUAAAUGAAAGUGACUCAUUUGCAUUGGCAGACUAUGGUGAUGAAAGUGUUUUCGAGCUGGAAGGCCUACUAGUUCAAGAUCACCACAUUUCUUUUAACUUGCAGACACCAAGUCCAAUGCCAGCCUACCUAAAUGUGCACUAUAUUUGUGAAAGUGCUUCUAGACUACUGUUCCUGUCUGUUCAUUGGGCUCGUAGCUUACCAGCAUUCCAACUGUUGAGUUCAGAUACACAUGUUGCUUUACUACGUGCAUGUUGGGCUGAGCUUUUUACUCUUGGACUUGCUCAGUGCUCUGAGGUGCUCUCACUUUCUUCCAUCCUUUCAUCAAUUAUUGGUCAUCUUCAAACUUCUGUAACACAAGAAAGCAUAUCUGCACGACAUGUGAAACAAGUGACGGAUCACAUAUGUAAGUUGCAGGAAUAUGUGAAUUCUAUGAAUAGGCUGCAGAUUGAUGAGCAUGAAUAUGCUUACUUGAAAGCGAUUACACUUUUCAGUGCUGAUCAGCCUGGUCUUCACACUCGACGUCAGGUAGAAAAAUUUCAAGAAAAAGCUUUUAGAGAACUCCGUACAUAUGUAACGCAAACAUUUCCAGAAGAUAGUGAUAGGUUUCCGCGGUUAUUACUCAGACUUCCGCCUCUUCGAGCUCUACAGCCUAAAGUUGUGGAAGAACUAUUUUUCGCUGGUUUAAUAGGUAGUGUUCAAAUUGAUAGUGUGAUACCGUACAUAUUAAGAAUGGAUGGUGGUGACUGCAAUGACCAAAUCGUUUCAGGAAAUGAUAUGAAUGUUGGUGAAUUUGGAAGAAGGCUGUUCAAAGUGGAAGAUAGUGAAGAAGAGUUAUCAUAAUGUAUUUUCAUAUGAAAAUUCUAAUAAGCAGGAAAUGAUUACACUAUUUUUUUGCAAAUUUUGUACAUUUCUGUAGCUUUACAGAAAAUAUUUUAUUAAAAAUGCUUGUGAGGGGAGAAAAAUUGUCCUCAUAUUUCGUGUAUUACAUGCAGUUGUAAGAUACUUAACCAGUUAAUGAACUAGCUGCAGUUUUAAACUGUGUUUAUAGCCCCUUAAUUGUUGCAAUGUUAUUUUGUUAAUUUGUUAAAUUUCAUUAUUUUAUCACUAUGACGUUCUGUGUGUGUUCCGUGCUUUUAAGUAAUUUCUGUGAUAUAUAAUUUCAGAAACUUGUUUAAUAGUUAUUGUUAUGAUCUUGCCUAAUUUAUUUUUUACUUAUUUUACGUGAAAUUGUUUUUAUAAUGAGAGGCGGAGAGAAAAGAAGUUUUCAACUUAUAUAUUACACCGAGUCGUGCAGGAAUUAAAAAAAAAAUAAACAAACAUAUGAAAUAUUAAAAAUAUUAUAUAUAGUAGUUUGCCAUCUUUCAGUAAUAAAGUUGUAAAAUGGUAACAAGGAAUUGUGACAUUCGAAAUAGGUAGGGUAAUUAAUUAAAAGUUGGAUCUGCUCCUGCAUUAGGAGAAUAUCAUCAUCUCUUAGUACAGCAGCAGUAUGUUUAAUAUAAAAAAUGGGUAGGACGGAUGGACAGGGAUUACCGAGGAAGGGAGAAACGUUGAGAUUUUUGUUGAAUAUGUAGGUAAGGUGAGACAAGGAAAGCAGUUUUGUUAUAAAUUGAACCCUGCCCAUUGCUAGGGUUGUUUGCAUACAGAUGGCCAUGGUGCCUAGUACAAUUACAACCAGGCUAUUGAGCACAACCAAUGGUUCCUAUGAACUAAACUCGUUGAUUAAAUUUUUUGCAGCCGUUAAUCAGUACUUUGCCUUACAAUGAAAUUAAUGCAGAAAAAUCAUCCAAUAAUGUGAGUAGUCAAAUUUCUUGAGAUACUAGCUCCUUUACAUAGGAAGUUUCAAGCCGCAUCAUUUGGUUUCACAAAACUAUACCCUCUACAUCAAUGCAGAUAGGGACGUGGGGUGUAUUUUUACUUACACGUAGAAAUACAAAGUUUUUAUUUUCAAAACAGACAUCUGAUUUAUGGGAGUAUGUCUGUUAAGAGCAUGCACAUAGUUACAUUUAGAAUCAGUCUUCAUUUAAUUUUCACAAAUGAUCAAUGUGCCCUCCUCUGGACACACAACAAAUAUCCAAACUGUAUUCAAGUUGAAGUAAGUUAAAAUUCACCCCAGUUUCUAUCUACUUUAGUGGAAAAGAUGUAGUCUUGUGAAAUCAGAUGAAUGUGUUUUAAAGAACCUAUAUUCAGAUGCAACUUGUUUCUCAGUUUGAGCUUUCUGUGACCAUGGAGUUGCCAACUACUACUAGUGCAGUUACUACUCUUGUGUCCCUACCUUUUAAAUGUGGGUGCACCAACUAAUCCAUAAUCUGCCCUUAUGCUGAAAAAUACAAAACCCAAUGGCUAGUCAUAAGUAUAAUGAUCAUAUCCUUUGGCCUUUUCUCACCUUAUACUGGAAGAUGGCUUAUUACUCAUCUCUGUUUCACUGUUUUGAUUUCUUUGUACUUUGAACAUUAUGUUUCCAUACUGUCAGAGCAGAUAUGAAUACUUCUGUUUCAUUUCCGUCCACAGUUGUUGUGAAAUUUGAGAGUGUAAUUGUCACAAGUACCUUGGGCAAAAUGUUGUUAGUUUUUAUCAUGUUACAGAAUGUUGUAUUGGGCAAAUGGUCUGUGUUUCAAAGAUACAGACAAUUAAAUGCUAUAGAGAGUUCAGAGUACCAUAAUUUUAUAUGCUGACUUCCUUUUGUACUGAAUGGAAAGAAGUGUUAGCAGCAUAAUAAAAUAAUGGUGAGUUAUUUUGUGCCUGUAUUUUGUUGUCAAAAAUUGAACCAGAAAAAUUGAUUAUUGAUGUUUAUAUUUAGAACUGAACAUAGAAGAUUGAUAGUAGCUUAGCUUAGAAGAUCUUAAUCCACAAGGAAAAAUUGUUUGUAACUAUUUGGAACAUGUUAGCAUCAGCAGAUAGGAACCUUGCCUGUAAGAAAUUUCUGUAAUGUUACUGUUUGUCAGACAAGUGUAAGAUAUUCAGAAGAUGAAGCUGCAACAUUUAUGGAAAGAAAUGGAACUGAUGCCCAAACUGUUGUCAUCUUGGUGAACCCCUGUAGUGAGCUUCACAUUAAAGCUUUGGAGUCAGUCUGUAAGGUGAGCUACAGUGACACAUUUGGUUAAGCAUUUUUGGCAAAAGGCAAAGUUCUAGGUUUAAGUCCAAAACAGACACAGUUUUGCUGACACAGUUUUGCUGGAGUACAAAAACUGCUGAAGGCCAAAAAUUUCGUUCUGAAAGUUGUAUAUUCCCUUAUUCGUAUUGUGGUGCUGGUAGAGGAAGUCUAGCUAAAUUUCAUGAGAAAAUUAUUUCAGCUUUCAUCGUAUCUCGAUAUGUGUAAUCUGGAUAACAGUUUUCAUGAGUCUAAAGUAGAAAAAUAGUCAUAUAAGUAAAAUAGUUGAGCAAAGGAGAAUACUAAACCAUUCAGCAGUGCAGAUUGUUUUCCAUACCAUGUUAAAUUAUGUGAAUCAUUUCCAGAUUGAUAUUGCUUCAUGAUAUAAAAGAUGUGAUUUGUUACAUCUACGUCUUUUCUUUCUGGAUGAAAAUUAUAUAUGUACUUAAUUUACUUUAAAUUUUUACACCAAGAUUUAGUGUUAUAAAUGUAGUCACACCUUGUAUAAAACUUUGUGUUUUUUGUGUGUUUCCAUUUUGUGCAAUAAGAUGAUUGUUGAGGAGGAUAAGGAUACAGUGUUAAUAUGUUAUAUAGAUAAUUAGUAAUUAUUUAAAAAAAACAGUAUCCAGAGGAAUUCGAGCGACAGAGAGACAGUGCCUGGUAAUGGAUGAUCUCACCACUUACAUAAGUUAACACUGUUCAACAGAUGUGACUCCUUACCUUUUAAUGAAAAAUGAUAAUUUUCCUGUGAAUUUGUGAGGGCCUUGACUUAAAGUGCAAUUGAAUUAAUUAAUGGCAUGUUCUUGUAGAAUUUUUUGAAUGUAUGGGUUGCCAGUUAAAUGUCUCACUGGUGAGUGUAUUUUUGUUUUGAGUGUUACUUUACAGGCACCUUGUCACUAUAAAGUUUGUUUACAUGAUUUUAUCAGUUUCCACAACUCAUUAAGUUUUAGAAUUUACAUAUUUUAUUUGCUGCAUUUUUAAAGGAAAAUUGAGUGCAACGCCACACCAUGUAUUAUUUUCACACAUACUGGAUUUUGGCAGAAUUUAACCAUCAGCAGCCAUCUGCAACUGCAAAUUUAAGAGCUAUGUGCAAAAGGGAAACUUUCUACCUAUUUGUUCCGAAAAAAUUGUGGUGUUGGGUUACCUGAGACUGCUUCUCUUCCAGAUGCUGCUGCCAAGGUAUGACUUCUGUAAAGUUUUGCAAUGUAUUUUUAAUAUAUACAGAUCAGCAUGUGGAUACUAUACAUUAAGUGUGACAUGCAGUAAUUGUGCUGUUCUAAGAGAAUUUAAUGUUAUUUAUUCUCAGAAAAUUUGCUAGUACAAAAAAUGAAACUACUAAGAGUGAUGGAAUGGGCAGUACUGUCACAAAUGAGGAUUUUGUGAUACUGACUAUCCAAACAUUUUUAUAUUUGGAAACAGUUUUUAUGCUGUGGGAUAGUUGUAGUUUGUUACAGUAGGGUAAUUUAUCAAAUUCCUUGAAGCAGAAUGUAUUCAAGUCUCUCAUGUGUAUAAAUAAAAUAAAAGUAAUUAUUUUCAUUGCAGUCAAUUUCUGUACCCAAGUUUGGAAAUUAAUGAUACAGUUAGGCUCUUUUGUCAGCCAGGUGUGUAUUGAGUUUUGCACAACUGCCAAAAUCCUUGAACUGUAGAGUAGUUUUGAAAGCCCUGUAAGCCAUGAGUAAUAUUAUGGUGACCACAUAAAUAGAGUAAGGGGGAAGCACACUACCUUCAAACAGCAUGGAUGAUUACUGAAGAUAUAUGAAAAUGAUGCAAGUAGCAUAGGCUCCAGUAGAGACUACUAAAAGCAUGUGCUGAAAAGUCUAUAGUAAAAAGUAAACCCACAUCACUUGCUGUAUGAGUCAAUUAAUAGGGAGACAACAAAAUAAUACUUUCUAUAACUCAGUGCUUAUUUAGUGAUAACAAUUUAAACUGCUCAGAAAUUUGUAAUAAUUCGUAUGCCUGAAGCAUAAAAGCAGAAAUUAGCAGGAGAGCUUCUGUGAAGUUUGGAAGGUAGGAGAUGAGGUAGUGGUGGAAGUCAAGCUGUGAGGAUGGGUCGUGAGUCAUGCUUGGGUAGUUCAGUUGGUAUAUAAUGGUGUAUAAUACCGAACUUCUCUGUGGUUUGUCAUAACAAAUCUGAGUAAUUGAAAUUGGUUAAGGUGGUUGCCAUUGAUAAAUUCUGACAACAUUUCAGCCACACACUGUCCCUUAGUCUUCUAGUGUAGUUGUCACAGAGAGCUCUGAAUUAAUGAAAGAAAUUACUUAAAGUUGCUUGUCAAAUAAUAGCUCAAGAGUUUAAUAUGAAAAUAUGUGUUUCAGCAUAACAGGCAUGUUGCAAAGUUACGUCUGUCUGAAGUUACAGGUUUCAAGUUAAAAUAUGUUAUGUAAAUAAUAUUUACUGCUUGUGACAUGAUUGUAACCAUUCUAAGUAUAGAAACUCCAGGAUGAGAACAAUCCACACUAAAUGAAUAAACUGCUUUUGCAUUCCUUCAAACAAUAGGCUUUGGGACAACUGUGUUUCAACUCAAAAGAGGCAGCGUUAAACUUACUUGCUUUUACAAAAUUAGGUGUAAACUUGUGUAUUAUUUUCUAUAUGCUGUGUGGGCAUAAAUUAUAAAAUGAGAUCAACAGUUUUGUAGGUUGUGUUCAUGUAAAAGUGGGCAAUAUUCUUUAAGGUACUCGGAGCCAACUUUCUCUGAUUUUGCCCUAAAUUACUGUUCCUUUUGCUAUAACUUAAAACAGUUUGUGGUUUCUACCUAGAUUCUCCACCGAAACUCCUAUGCCUGUAGCAUCUCUGGCUGAAUGAAUACUUUUUGUGGUGAAACAUUGAUAAGUAUUUUAACUUGAAAACAAUGCCUGUAUGUGAAUAUUUUGUUAUGCCAUCUCUCACAGUUAUUCUAUUUUCAAACACUGCUUUGUAUAUCUCCCUCUGUUACACAGCAUGACAUUGCUUGUGGAGUAUAAAUUUAAAUUACGUAUCUGUUCAUCUAGAUCAGUGGUAGUCAAAAGACAGCCUGUGGGCCACCUGCAGCCCGAAUCAAGUAAAUGUGUGGCCCAUGCUUCUCAGCUGUAGUGUGUAAUAAUAUGCAUCAAGCAACUAACAACUGAAUCGAAAAUGUCAGCUAACAUUAAGAACUUCUUAAUAGUGUAUUAUCUGUGCUCAGUAGCAAACAAAAGUACUUCCAGAGACAGUAAUGUUUUAAGAAGUGUUUCUUUCAAUUGACACUGGUGAUUUCUGCUGGAGCUACAUAAAGUUUUCCACAUAUGUUAGGGGCAGAGUGGUAUAUAGCACAGUCACUGCAGGGUUAAUAGGAGUGAGAAAGGAAAUGUUUUAGUGUUUGUCUUCCAAUGCCGACAACUCACAAGUGCGUGCAACUGGCACCAAUCACUGUUAUGGUACAAAUGUCAAAUAGAAGUAACAGAUUCGUGAAUAUGACUUAUAGAGGCAGUCAUCUUCAGAUGUGGUACAUGUUUGCAGCAAGUAAUAUGCAAUAAAAUUAAGGCUGUUGUAAUACAGUGCAACAAGAAAAAUAAAAAUUUCAUUAAAAAAUUGUGGUCAUGUCUUACAUUGCUAUUAGUGUUAUCAAUAUAACAUACUAAUCUGUAGAGGUUAUCAAUUAAUAGUACGAUUGGUAGGGGAAGGUGUGGUAAAGUGGCCAGGUCGGGAAAAUUGGCCAUUGCAUAUUUUUUUUGUGCUGAACAGCACUGCUGCCUGCCAACAAGUGGUCAAACUUGUUACGAAAUAAAUCACCAUAGUUGUCGGUCAGAUUCACAGAGGAAGCUUGAUCUAUUCUUUUUUAGUGAAAAUGUUUUUGUUUUUGAAUUGUCGGAUGCAAAAUAAGUCCUCUGUACUUACAAUCAUUGUUACCUUACUUGUAUGGAAUAUAAUAAAUUUUUUUACCAUAUCAAUGCUUAAGCAAUGUCUUUUGGCCUAUGAAUGUAGUUCCUUGUUAUUUACUUCAGUUUCUUCUGUGGAUCACUGAUGUCGAUGUGGCAUCCAGUUGGCAAAAAGGGUCACACUACUUGUCUGGAAAAGUGGCCAAGGUGUUCACCCUAGUAAGAGCUAGGAAAAAAAAAAUCAGCAGAAUAGUUGGAAAUUUGGACAGUAUUUUUGUGACAGUCAGUCUGACAGUUCUGCUAUCACAGGUUUUCAUAACAAAAAUAAACUUGCGACAUUAAGUUUGACUGUUCUGCUGUCACACAUUUUCAAAACAAGAAGUUCCACAGUGAAUAUUGAUAUUUUGCAAAAAAGAAUACAGUUGAAAGUGAUAUUUCAGUGUGUUAUCAGUGGUGACUAUAUCCUUGGUGCGUCGCAAAGAUUGAAUUGAUAUCAUUUCAUGGUAAUUUGGUGUGUUGCAAAUUGAUUCAGUUGAUAUACGAUUCAGAUAUUCAGUUGAUUUCAGUUUGUGGUUUAUUUCUUUGGAAAAAAUGUCACAGGUGAAGCAUUGAAAUAUAGGUCGGUGUACGUGCAACAGAGCCCAACUACAUGAUCAUAAAGACAAUGAGACUGACAAAGAACGUAGACAGCAUUUGGAGGCAAAUCGAAUAAGAAUUUCUAAGUGCAAAUCCAUUACGCCUCAAAAAUUUAUUUCAUUUCAAUAAAUUCGUGAUUGUAUUGAAAUUGUUUUGUUUCAAUUCACACAAAUUCAAGUAAAGUUUUGGUUGGCCGAAUCCCUUCUUGACUGACUGACUUAACAGAAAACAGGAAAGUUGUGUUCAUGGCAAAUUUUAUAAUCCUAUCUGUUUGUAGAUUAAAACCGUGUGCCAUUAAAACUACUGUCCUCUAAGAUCCAGCGGCUGGAAAGGUCUCUCUCAUACCCAUUGUACUAAUGAUUCCAGCCGAUUUACCAAUGCAUUUUGACUUUUAUCUCCAAUCAAGGCUCCGUUUGUAAUAACAGUAAAUAGGAUCAGAGGGAGGGGGAAGAGGAGGUGGACAGAGAGUGGGGAGAAAAUGGAUAUAAAGAAGGGGAAGGAGGAUAUGGUCAGAGAGAUAAGGAAGAGAAGAUGAAUAAAGUGAAUGUGUGAUAACAGAGGUAUAGGGAGCAGUGGGGAAGGUGAUGGACAGAGGUAGGGGGGAAGAGGAGGACAGGGAUAGAGGAAGGGGGGAUGGGGAGAGGAGUAGAAGGGGGGGGGAGAAAGAAAUUAGGACAUAUAUCCCAUUUUCAGGACAAAGAAAUUAGGACGUAUCCAAUUUUCAUUCAUAUGUAGCAAUUGAGAACCAUUGCCAGGUUUACUAGUAUAUUUAUAAUUUCAUAUUCGUGUGAGAGAUUUGAAUUCUGAACAUUAUCUGCAUCAAGGAACUGUGUAUUUCAUGUUGGUGUAUUCUGUAGACAUCUAAAUUUAACUUCCUUUAAGUUUAUAUUUAUGUAAAGUGUGAGCUUUGCGUGUCAAAAUAACUACAACUGUGCAUUUUUAGUUUCUGGAGACAUUAAAAGUAUUGCAGUAGGUCAGCCUUAAAAUGAUAGGUUGUGAUGAGAAUUGGUGGUGAUAAUUUUGGAUUACAAAUUUUUACUUUCUUAAAUGUAUUGAACUGUUGUAAUGAAUUGUUAACAAUAGAUUUUUAUUGCACAUUUAACUUUCUUAACUGUAUUUGAUGUGUAAAAAAACAUUUGUUUGCAGUGCAUGAAACUGAAAUCAGUGAGAACUUUGUAAUUUUCAUAGUCAUUAUGUAGGUAUACACCGUCCUAAAAUCUGGGAGUAUUAUUUCUAGCAUUGUAUUUCUCAUUUUGUUUUUAAUUAAGUGCAUUGGGUUACAGAAUUGUGAUUGUUUUCUACCUGCCAUCAUAUAUAUGCUAACAUAUCACAUGAAGCAUCCAGUGGUCAGCACAGUGAUUUCAAUUUUUUAAAUCCUUGUUUCUUAAUUUGUCCUCUAAUUGUCCAACAAUUUGACCUGAAGUUGCAGACAAAUAAUGAGUAGUCAUUUAUUGCCUUUGUUGUAGGGCUUGGCCUAAAUUACUAAGGGCACAAUGAUGAUAAUAAUAAGUCUUAAAGAAGUGUUUCAAUGAAUACACAUAAAAUAUGUAUACCAUUGAUAAGUGUUGUAGAAAUGUUUUUAUCAAAAUGUUGUUGUUAUGAUAAUGAUGUGGGUAUAAACCUAAGCAAUGUAGAAUAAUGUAGACCCCGGGAUGUGCACUGAUAGGAUUUUGUUGUUUGUUUUUUAAUGUGUAUAUGUAUGUACAGUAAUAAAUUGUGUGAGAUUCUAUAAAUUGUUACUCCAAAGUAUUUGUUUUUUUGUAUAGAUCACCAUAAGGUACAGCUUGCAUUAUAAUUUCAAAUAGUUUCACUUCUCAAAAUGAAAGUGUACUACUUCUGUGUCUUUGUAUGUACCUGUAUGAAAAACAGAUGACAUUGUCACUGUAAUGAUUGCACAAAUAAAUGUUGUCAGUGUUGUGUGUAA
Molecule: messenger RNA, 10562 nt
Organism: Schistocerca serialis cubense
Lineage: Eukaryota; Metazoa; Arthropoda; Insecta; Orthoptera; Acrididae
Product: orphan steroid hormone receptor 2-like
Exons: 11
Coding region: 427-1923 (498 amino acids)
Biological process (GO): anatomical structure development; cell differentiation; regulation of transcription by RNA polymerase II
Molecular function (GO): zinc ion binding; nuclear receptor activity; RNA polymerase II cis-regulatory region sequence-specific DNA binding
Source: RefSeq, a predicted model, not a curated record